AUGUCACGCACAGCUCCGAGCCGAGAUCAGCUAAUCGCCACGGCGCUCGAUUUUAUCCAAUCCUACAAUCAGUGGGACUUGCAGGCUAUCAUGGCCAUCCGAAGCCCAAUUUGUGUUCACCAUACCCUGCCGGCUACACUGGAAGUACCUCCACGCCCAAACGCCGACUACCAAACAUUCAUGGGGCCAAUGCUCUCUGCAUUUCGGGCCGUUCAUUUUUCAGUCAUCAGCGAUGACGAGACUGUUGUUGACGCUGAAACACGGAGAGUCGUGUUGCAUUGCAGCAAUCGAGCGGAUACGGAUGCGGGAGAAUAUAGGAAUGAGUACAUGUUCACUUUGACCAUGAGUGAAGAUGGAAAAAAGAUAGAUAAGAUUGUCGAGUUUAUUGACGCAGCAUAUACUGCCGAGUUCAAGCGCCGUAUGAGUCUGGUUCGCGCAUCGGCGCAUAUAGUCAAUGAUGAAUAG
Molecule: messenger RNA, 465 nt
Organism: Bipolaris maydis ATCC 48331
Lineage: Eukaryota; Fungi; Ascomycota; Dothideomycetes; Pleosporales; Pleosporaceae
Source: RefSeq, a predicted model, not a curated record